GUGGCACUCGCGGCGGCGAAUUUCUCGCCAUGGUGAUGCCUGUGCCGCACUCACCUUUGGAGCAGCCAAAACCACAGGCACCGGGUGAAGCCUGGGAGAUCAUCGCAGAAGAGCUUAGGCGGAAGAAGCAGACGGAGAGCUCUCCGGUGCUUGCUCCGGUGCAUACGAGUCGCCUCCAAGAUGACAUCCUACAAAAGGAGCGCUUGGACCACCUGAGACAGCUGCUGCAAGUGGCGUGCCAGGGCCGAGCCCGAGGCGGAGGAGAGGAGGAACCUUCCGCGCCCAAUGAGUUCGAUGUGCUCCUUUGUGGAGGCGGCUCGCGCGACUCGGGGGUCUUGCGCGGCAUGAUGCGACGGCUGGGGGUGGAUUGCCACCCUUCGGAAAACCACACGGAGAUGGAGAUGAGGCGAAGGAUCAAGCAGCUGCAAACUCGACGCAAUGCGGCGUCCGUGUUGAUUGAUGAGUUGGAACAGGAGGUUGUGGGUUUGAACAGCUUGCUGGCCGUGCAGGCACCUGUUGGACCUGUUCGAUGGCCACAAGCUUCGCCG
Messenger RNA from Cladocopium goreaui, 548 nucleotides. The record is from the annotation of a GenBank genome assembly. Lineage: Eukaryota; Dinophyceae; Suessiales; Symbiodiniaceae.